AUGCCUAUCCCCAUGCAAGUGGCCUACAAGCCCAUCUCGAAGCCUGAGGUGGGUGUGAACAACUACCAAGGCUUCACACCCGGCAAGACCGAAGUUCUUCGCAAGGGCGCAAAACCCUACAACGCACGCCCUCUCGAAUCUGACAUUCGAAUCGACCAUGAUGUUGAGAUCGUGGUCAGAGAUGGCUGCCGUCUUUACGUCGAUAUUUACAGACCCGCCGAUGUCCCAGAAGAUGAGAAGCUACCUGCAGUGAUCAGUUGGUCGUGCUACGGCAAGAAGUAUUCCGCUCUACACAUGCUUCCAAUUUGCGUGUGGAAUUGCUGUGUGCCAAACGAGGCGCUCAGCGGAUUGGAGAAAUUCGAAGGACUUGACCCGGUUGUAUGGUGUCCGCGUGGGUAUGCCAUUGUUUCAGUGGACUCUCGUGGUACUGGCAACAGCGAUGGAUCCAUACCAAUCAUGGGCUCUCAAGAUGCAGAAGAUUGCUAUGACGUCAUCGAAGCCAUUGCAGCGAUGUCUUGGAGCAACGGCAAAGUAGGCAUGGCCGGCAACAGUGCCCUAGCCAUCAUCCAGUGGCACGUUGCGUCUCUGCACCCACCACAUCUCGCCGCCAUUGCUCCGUGGGAAGGGUCCGGCGACAUCUACCGCGAGCAGUUCUGUCGUGGAGGCGUUUUCAGCAUGUCGAACUUCGACCUCAUUACACACUUCAUCAUCAAGACGAACAACCCCGGCGGCGGCAUCGAGGACUUUGCUGAGAUGUACCGACGAUCACCGGUCACCAACGCUUACUGGGCCGACAAACGCCCAGAUAUGACCAAGAUCGCAGUCCCUGUGUUUAUCAGCGGAAGCGACUUUUCCAGUAUACAUACCAUGGGGUCGGUGAGGGGAUGGCUUGAGGUGCCUCACGAUAAGAAGUGGAUCCGAUGGAGUUCGCAUCAGGAGUGGUUCGAGUUGUACUGCGACCCUCGCGCGGACAAGGAACUGCACACCUACUUCGACAAAUAUCUUCGAGGCGUUGACAACGAUUGGGAGAAAAUGUCGAAGGUGCGGUGGUCGGCGCUCCAGUUUGGUGAUCAGGAGGCCAUCGAUGGCAUCGAGUUAUCGGAUUUCCCUGUCCCAGAGACGGAGUACAAGGCGUUCUAUCUGUCCAGCUCAGGCUUGACCGAUCAAGCUCCUUCCGAGACCGAGAUCAUCAGCUACAACUCAGAAGACUCAAAGUCGAUCGCCGACUUUACAUACAAGUUCAUGCAAAAGUCUCGACUGAUCGGUCUCCCAAAGGCAGUUCUGUACAUGUCAGCCCCGUCGCAUGACGACCUGAAUGUUUUCGUCAUUCUGCGCAAGCGAGACAAGAACGGCAAGCUGCUCAUGCAUCUCUGUUUCCCUUUCUCGGCGAUACCUUCAUCGUACAAGAGCAUUGAUGAUAUCCCAGAGAAAGAGCGAGCGAGCUUGAACCUGCACCUGGGCAGUGUUGGUGUGCUGCGUGCCAGCCACCGAGCAUUCGACCCAGCACGAAGCAUCCAUGAGCAAUUCCCGUUCCACCCGCACGACAAGGAGGAAAAGAUUACUCCUGGUGAAAUUGUGAAGCUGGAGAUCGGUAUAUGGUCGAUGGGCGUCGAUUUCGAUGAGGGUGAAUCGAUCAGCGUGCAGGUCUCCGGAUCAUUCCCGAGUAUUGCGGAGUAUACAGCCUUCUCGACACCGCGGCCGAAGCACGAGAAGAACAAGGCGUUACGCACGUGCAUAACAAUCGAGCAACCAUCAUACUUGUUGGACUGGAUGCUCCGCUUGCGACAUCCUCAAAGAUUGUGUCCAUGGCUCCGGACCCCUGUUAAUGAUAUUGGCAAUUGCAAAGGCGGAAGCUGA
Molecule: messenger RNA, 1857 nt
Organism: Macroventuria anomochaeta
Lineage: Eukaryota; Fungi; Ascomycota; Dothideomycetes; Pleosporales; Didymellaceae
Product: alpha/beta-hydrolase
Exons: 3
Coding region: 1-1857 (618 amino acids)
Molecular function (GO): dipeptidyl-peptidase activity
Source: RefSeq, a predicted model, not a curated record